Dufourea novaeangliae is the source of this 957-nucleotide messenger RNA. RefSeq lists its product as uncharacterized. Bases 1 to 957 code for a protein of 318 amino acids. The transcript is spliced from 4 exons. NCBI's taxonomy places the organism in Eukaryota, Metazoa, Arthropoda, Insecta, Hymenoptera, Halictidae. The record is from RefSeq and is a predicted model, not a curated record.
AUGUCCUGCCAGACCGCCCUCUACACGCAAACAGUGACCUUGCUCUCCGUCCCGCAGGAGAUACUUCUUCUCCAGCACAAAGUUUUCCGAGAGUAUGCGAAAAUCACCGUCGGACCAGACUUCAUACACACUCUACCGUCCUUCAUGAUCCUGGCUGCGCUCACGAUCGUCCUGUGGAGAAAUCCACCUUCGUCUAACAGUUUGGCCCACGUUUUCGGCCCACCGCUUUACAAAGCUCUUCAGGUCAUGGUCGGCUGGGUAGUCGCUAUUACUGGCUUAUGGCUCUGGCUGAUCCUUCAAAGGUUGCUGUAUUGCUGCGUCUGGUCCUAUUGGAGUUACGACUUCGAGGAUCGUGACAUUUCCUAUCAGUGGUGGCAACGCGUUUGGUCCUCGUAUUAUCCCCCGCCAUUGCAACCGCCAGUGAUGUCAGCGGGUUUUAUUAGCUGGAUCCUCUCUAUGUCAAUCGCAGUGCUCACUCUAAGUUGCGCACUUUCUACGAAUCGAAUAUGGAAUUUUAUCACGGAUUCUGUUGCUGAAUUGCGGGUCGCGUUAGUGACGGUGAAGCAUUACGUAAUCGCUCAUCUGAAAAGAAUGCUGACGUGCCUGUUGCAACAUUAUUGGUCGCAAGAACUGCCGUCGAUGAAGCCAAUCGUGCCAGCGGAGAGCGAGGCGAGCUCGAUGUGCGACGACUGUCGAUCGGAGAUCUCCAGCGACAUCCACAAUCCACCUCGAAUGGAGAUACAUCCGGUGUCGUACGGGACCAAUUGGACGCCGAAACCGUGUUUCUCCGGUUACAAGGAACCGCAACGGAAGGUCUCGAUGAAGUCGUUGCACACGGUCGCUGUGGUCGACAACGUCGAGGACUCGGACAAGCUGACGCCUAAGCAGCUACGGCACAGACGGGGCUGUCACACGGUGAUACCGAGUAAUUCCAGCGACAAAUCGAGCGGCUGCUGA